AUGCGCAUACAACUACUUUUUCUGCUUCUCAUCUUGGUGAUAUGUGCCUAUACAUACGAUCCAGUGAAGGUGAACUAUAAGGAGAAGGGUUUGGCUAAUAAAGAUAAACCAUUGAAAGUGGUUCUGACAAAGGAUGAAGAGUAUGAUGAGGAUGUUCCGACUGUCAGUAUCAGAGACUUGGAGAAAAAAGUUAAAAAAACGAAGAAGGUGGUAGAAGAAGAUGAGGAAGAAGAGGAUGAGGAGGAGGAAGAAGAAGAAGAACCAGCUCCAAAAAAGAAACCAUCAAAAAAGAAGUCGAAAAAGGUGGAUCCAAAGAAAGAAGCGCAAAAGAAAAAGAAGAUACCCGUAACAGAUCUACCUGCUCCCGAUUCUACCGCCGUUCCUAACAUGACAUCAUUUGAUAUUCUCGAACUUACGAGAGAAUUGAGAAUUCAAAAAUUGAGAGAUAUAAUCAGCAAUCCACCUGUCAGCAUGAUUGAAACGAUGAGAAAGGCCUGCAACUUUGAAACCUCUGGAGACAAUGAACUCUGCCACUGCGACAUGGAAGAAAUGAACUGCAAUUCGAGAUUUGACCUGUCUUUCAAUCAAAUUCGGUAUAUGGACAGUGAUGUGUUCAAACCAUUUACCAAUUUGAGCAAUCUCGAUCUGUCUCACAACAACUUGCAAAGCAUCAAGAAAGCCGUUUUUGAUAACAUAAAAGACACUCUCCAUCGUUUGGAUAUUGGUUACAAUCGCAUCAAAUCACUUCCUGAUGGUGUCUUUGAAGGACUUUCCAAUUUGAAAACUCUGUUCCUAGAUGGAAAUCCAAUCAAAGAGUGGAAAAAAGAAAUGUUCAAAGGACUUGACAAUUUGGAGAAACUUAGUAUGGACAACUGUAAACUCGAAAGUCUUCCAGCUGAUCUUUUUGAACAUCUACCGAAAUUGAAUACAUUGUCUCUUCGCGAAAACCCAUUCGAUGAGAUUCCAUCAGCAGUCGCUAACAAGAAAUCUUUGAAGAAUGUUGAUAUGAGUGCCACAAACCUCACUGAGAUUCGUGAUCAUGCAUUUGCCGGAGACUCAGAUCUUGAGGAAAUAAAUCUGGAGCGAAUGCCAUACUUGAGUGCUGUCAGAGAUUGUGGAUUCUGUGAACUUUCGAAGCUCAAAUUUCUCAUGCUGAAUGAUAAUCAGAAACUGAUCGAACUCCAUCCAAACGCUUUCGGAUUCAUUAAGUCUGAUCCAGGACACAAGGCGGCCGCACUCACCACUUUGUAUCUGGACAACUCAAAUCUCAACUUCAUCAGUGAGCACAUGAUUGACUAUGACAAUCUUCAAUUGUUCAAAAUUGGAAAUAACCCUUGGAAAUGUGACUGUGAUACUCAAUUUUUGCUGGAAGAGAAGUUCUCCUUCAAGCAAGACUCUGUCGCUCCAAAAUGCGCUUCCCCAGCUGCUCUCCAAGACAAGUUCCUUGCCACUGUUCGUGCGUCGGAUGCUUGCGAUCGAGCACGAUUCCUGGGAAGAUCUGGACGAUUCAGUUCGGUGCUGGGAUUGGCGCUUCUCGCUGGAUUCCUCGCCAUUGGAGGAUACUACAUGGUUUCGUCUGGAAAAUUGGAGAAACUUGUCAGAAGGGUGAGAAAGGAGCCAGAAGUGACAUAUACCAACUUGCAAAACGGAGGAGAAGACAUUGGACUGGAAACUGACUUCCAGCCAAGACCAGCUGAAGUUUAA
Caenorhabditis briggsae is the source of this 1704-nucleotide messenger RNA. It is a transcript of the gene Cbr-lron-7, whose product is annotated as Protein CBR-LRON-7. Gene Ontology annotation, cellular component: extracellular matrix. Gene Ontology annotation, molecular function: protein binding. The record is from RefSeq and is a predicted model, not a curated record. The coding region runs from base 1 to 1704 and encodes 567 amino acids. NCBI's taxonomy places the organism in Eukaryota, Metazoa, Nematoda, Chromadorea, Rhabditida, Rhabditidae. The transcript is spliced from 11 exons.